AUGGCAGAAGAUGACAUAUAUACACAAGACGGGACCAUUACCAUCUCCAAAAAACCUGCCAACAAGAAAAAGACUGGAAACUGGAAAGCUUGCUAUUUUAUUCUUGGAAACGAAUGUUGUGAGAGAUUGGCAUACUAUGGUAUGAGUACAAACCUGGUGAACUAUCUUCAGGAACGUUUCAACCAGGGAAAUGUAACUGCUGCAAAUAAUGUCACAACCUGGUCAGGCACGUGCUACAUCACACCAUUGAUUGGAGCGUUUCUAGCUGAUUCAUACUUAGGAAGAUAUUGGACAAUUGCCAGUUUCUCAGUACUCUAUGCCGUUGUAAGUUCAGAAAAUAUUAUUUGUUUUGAGUCCCAAGUUAAGGCAUUUAGUUUUCACUCUUCUGAGUUCUGUUUCUUGAAUUCUAAUCAUGCUGCUUUCAAGUUUCAACCCAACUGA
Sphenostylis stenocarpa is the source of this 441-nucleotide messenger RNA. The record is from the annotation of a GenBank genome assembly. NCBI's taxonomy places the organism in Eukaryota, Viridiplantae, Streptophyta, Magnoliopsida, Fabales, Fabaceae.